GCAGUUGCAGAAAGGAGAGCGGUUGCCAAGGCAGCCACCAAUCUCCCCUCCCCCUUCUCCCUCCGUUCCUCUUUCCCGUUUAUUAUCGGCAGAGGUCGCAUGGCAGAGGGAAGUCCAACCACUUCUGUACUGGAACCAAUGCAAGAAUAUGCACCUCCAUAACAAAGCCUGUGUGGAGUCCUGAGAGCGGUGGGAAAACGCAGGCUGUACAUUUACGUGCUGCUGUUCUGUCGGUUAAAAGACUUUAAAAUAAGAGGAUUUAAGUUGGAGGUUUGCUUUUUGUUUUUCACUCUGGAACAACGGGAUAGUUUUGCCAACACGUGCGUCUCUCCAUGACAUUUGUUCUCUCCGUUUUGAGUGAGUGAGUGAGUGAGUGAGUGUUUGGCAUCCUGAAGAGGACUGCGCAUCACCAGAGUUGGUGCCGAAGUUCGGACGCUGACGGAUGUGAGGAAAGAGAGUACCGAGUCAAACUCCACCACUUGUUUUUUUUCUUUCUUUACUCUCUCCUGCUUCGGCGUUGUUGUGUUUGCUGAGACAAUAGUGAGUCAAAGACGCUGAAAGUGAUUUCAUGCCUUCAGUCUCGCACAACCUGAGAUGGACGUGAGAUUUUAUCCUGCGCCCCCGGCUAAUGUGGGUUCAUGCACCCUACCGACUGACCCAAGUUGUCUGAGCUCGUUGGACUAUUACCACUCAAACAAGGCCCGGUACAGUGUGGCUGAACGAGGGGUUAGGCUUCACACUGCUGGCCCCCCAGGCAUCAAUCCAGCUAGGAAAAGACUGCCCACUGCUGUGUUUGAUGGUGACAACAUGUACAUGAAUGACAAUAACCAAGAGUUUCGGUCUCCAAACCAGAGCUACUCCAGUCAAGGCAGAGGCAGCGGCGGAGGAGCAGGGGAUGAAGACUAUGAGAUCCCCCCCAUCACGCCCCCCAACCAUGCCGACCCUUCUCUUCUGCACCUCAUGGAGCAUGAGUCAGGUUACCCCUUCCACUCCCUGCCUCACAACGGUCUGCUCAACACCUACUCCUACCCCGAGCUGCCCGCCCUCAUGAUGUCUAACAUGCUGGGUCAGGACACCCACCUCCUCACGGGGCCCAUGCACUCGAUAAGCAAUGAUAAGCGGGCCUCUGCAGAAAUGAUGAAGCCCAAACCCAAACCCCAAAAGAAGAAGAAGAAGAAGGACCCUAAUGAGCCACAGAAACCUGUGUCGGCAUAUGCCCUCUUCUUCAGAGACACCCAGGCAGCCAUCAAGGGUCAAAACCCCAAUGCCACCUUUGGAGAUGUGUCCAAGAUUGUUGCCUCAAUGUGGGACAGCCUAGGAGAGGAACAAAAGCAGGCCUACAAGAGGAAAACCGAGGCGGCCAAGAAAGAGUACCUGAAAGCCUUGGCCGCGUACCGAGCCAGUCUGGUUUCCAAGACUUAUAAUGACCCUGAACCAAAAAGUGCCCAGCAGAACAGCCAGCCCUCCCACAUGCUGCCCCCGAAGCAGCCCCUGUACAGUGUGCCCCCUCAGCCCUCCUCACCCUACCUGGGCCCACCGGGCUCCUUCCCCCUGUCGGACCUCCAGGGCUACGGCGGUCCACCACGCCACGCCCUGGCCCAGACCCUCAGCCAAUCCCAGAUGCUGCCGCCCAGCAUGAGUGCCUCUCCCCCGGCUCCCUUCCAGAUCAGCCCCCCUCUGCACCCACACGCCCAGCUCUCCCUGCACCAGAGCUCCCUGCUCAACCAGCCAAUCCGCAUGCAGCAGUCGCAGCCAAUCAUCUCACACCAAAUGGGGCUCCAGGCACCUCUGCACUCCCCUCCUCUCGGCCAACAGGGAUUUUCCCACAUCCAGGCUGAUUACCAGAACAGUGUCGGGGGCUCACAGUCUCCAGGGGCCCCUAACCCAGUGCACGGCCAGAACCCUGACUGGGAUAGCGAGUACUGCAACAGGGACUGUGGACCCAACCACUGCGGUGGCAUGGGAGCUCGGGACAAGCCUCUCUACCUCACUUGAAGUUGAAAGACCUCCAAAUGUCAGACUCCAGGGAGCUUUCCAACAUAACAACAACGUCAUCAAUGUAUCUGCUUCUACACCAUUUUGUCUUUUUUUCUAUUUCUUGUGACGGAUUUUGAAAAUCCCAAAGACUGCUACAGUAAAUUCACCUAUUUGCCAAGCACUUAGAUCGGCCAGAAGCCUGAGGCACUUCUCUUGCUUUUUUUUUCUUUCCAGUGAACUUUCCAUUUUUUUUGCGGGGGCAGUGAGCUUUAAGCUCAUGCCAGCAUACUGGAAAUGAAGACCAAAAAAAAAAAUGUCUUCUCAUUUUGUUUUGAAUUUUUUAAAGAUGCUUUCUCUGCUCUUCACUCCAUUACUGUGUUUGCCAUGGACUGCCCUCAUUGGGGAGAAGAAAUGCUCUAAGCAUACUCAUCGCGUAAGGGGCCGGGGUAAAAAAGCUAAUGCAGGAAACUAGAAUAAAGUCACCUCAGCAGGGAUGGAUGUAAAUCAGGACAGACUGAAACACCCCGACUGAGAGAAAGCAAAGCAAAAUUUCUAAUUAAGAUAGUCACAAACACAUAAGACAUUUGUAAAUCAUCCUUGCCCCUGAUAAAGGACUCGCUCAGUUCUUUUCUUCCUCACAGAGUGAUUGUAUAUAUCACCAAAAUGGAUCCUUCUUAUGUGUGUAUUUAGCUGCAGUCCCUUGCUCUAUUUCUUUUUUCAAGAAUUCUUUUGUUUGGUUUUGUGAUUUCUGUGCAGGCGGAUUCAGUGAGGGAAUACACACACUAAAAGUUGUGUUGAAACUGUGUUCACUCGUCUUUUUUUUCUCUUCAAGCAAGAGAGAAACGCAAAGACUGAAAAUAUUUCCUCCUUACAUGGCGGAGCUCUGAUAGAGAGUCACUCUCUUCACACGGCCUCAGGACGUUGACGAACUGUAGAGGUCAAAGAUCGAUACCUCUCCUUUUAGCUCCUCCUCCUCUUGGUCAAUAAGGACUUCCCUCACCUGUAACCCUGCCCACUUCCCCCCAUAGUCCCCACACCACUUGUACAGGUGAAUAAAAAAAGUUGCUAAAUGUGAAAUGUUACUAAAGAAAAAAACAUAACAGUGGGUUUUAAAGUUUUUGACUAGUUUUAUUAGGUGUUUUAGAAUUGUGUUGAACUCAUCUUUAUCAUUUUUUGUGAAGAAAAAAUUAUUCUGAAGCUUUUUUUGUUUUUGUUUUUAUUUUCACUGUAGCAGGAUUUGCGUUUGGGAGGAGCAGUCAUGGGGAUAGAAAUUUUGAUUUUGUGUAUAAACCUGCCAAAUGUACUUCUUUAAUUUGUAAAGCUAGUGAUGAGAGAACCAUUUGUUUUGUUGAAUAUCAUUUGUUUUACAACAUGGUCAUUCUAUUUAAUUUGGUUGCAGGUUUCACAUCUAUUUAUGAAUGAUAUGAAGUAACAUUUUGGCUUUUUUUUUCAUCAGGGUGCAUUAUUAUUAUUAUUAUUAUUAUUAUUAUUAUUAUUAUUAUUAUUAUUAUUAUUAUUAAUCAAACUCCAUGAUUAUUAUUAGAAAAAUAAAUAUUUUUUCAGAAAUGAUUGUUGGUGCAUCACCCGUGUACCAGCAUUAGAUUCAUUUUGUGUCACGAUUACUUAUUUUGUUUUCUUUUGUCUGUAAUAAAAUGUUUAAAGUGGA
Messenger RNA from Notolabrus celidotus (New Zealand spotty), 3643 nucleotides. RefSeq names its product TOX high mobility group box family member 2-like. Gene Ontology annotation, biological process: regulation of transcription by RNA polymerase II. NCBI's taxonomy places the organism in Eukaryota, Metazoa, Chordata, Actinopteri, Labriformes, Labridae. The record is from RefSeq and is a predicted model, not a curated record. Gene Ontology annotation, cellular component: nucleus. Gene Ontology annotation, molecular function: chromatin DNA binding. Bases 595 to 1995 code for a protein of 466 amino acids. The transcript has 9 exons.